This is a messenger RNA of Chara braunii, 1725 nucleotides long. The record is from the annotation of a GenBank genome assembly. Lineage: Eukaryota; Viridiplantae; Streptophyta; Charophyceae; Charales; Characeae.
CCCUUUGACUCAUCUGACCCGCCUUGACACCCCAUGGGAGUGGACUGAGAGAUGCGAGGCUGCUUUUAGACAUUUGAAGCAUGCGUUGACGCAUUAAUAAGUCUUAAAACUUCAUGAUCCUGACAAGCCAUUUAUAAUGACUACGAAUGCUAGCCAAUAUGGCAUAGGCGCCGUACUUGCACAACAGGAGGGGAAAAAGUUGAGGCCUAUCGAGUACAUGUCCAAAAAGAUGUCAUCUCAUAAGUUGGCAAAGUCCACCUAUGAGAAGGAGCUCUAUGUUGUGUACAAGGCUCUGACCCAUUGGAGACACUAUCUCCUCGGGAGGUUCUUCAUCCUCAGGACUGACCAUCAGACCUUGAGAUGGAUGAGAACUCAGCUGGUACUCUCUUACGCUCUCAAGCGUUGGAUCGAAGUCAUAGAGCAGUAUGACUUCGAACCCCAGUACAUCAAGGGCGAGUACAACAAGGUUGCUGAUGCCUUGUCGCGUAGACCUGGUUUCUCAGGUGCGCUGAUCACUGAGUUUGGGCUUGUGGACAAUGCUACUCAGUCCAUGGUGGAAGCCUAUCGCGAGGAUCCGUUCAUGUCGGAGAUCAUCCGCAGACUCGAGGCGAAGGAGAAAGUCACUUCUGUCGAGUUUGAGUUGGUCAACGGCUUGCUGUUCCUUGACAAGGCCGGGAAUAAACGUUUGUGUGUUCCUAAUAGGGAGUCUUUGCGUAGUUUGUUUUUAGGAGAAAGUCAUGAUGCCACCGGACAUUUUGACUUUAAGAAGACUGCAGCCAAUCUGUUGCAGCGAUUUUGGUGGCCCGCGAUGAUGAGAGAUGCGAAAUUGUACGUGGAGACUUGUCAGGUCUGUCAAAGAGACAAGCCACGUACUCGGGCUCCUCUUGGGCUCCUGAAGCCCCUUCCGAUUCCGGAAAGGCCUGGUGAAAGCUUGUCCAUGGACUUCAUGGAUACACUGGUCACCAGCAAGAGUGGGAUGAGACACAUCUUCGUUAUUGUGGAUAGAUUUAGUAAGUAUGCUAGGUUAGUAGCGAUGACGGAAACAGCAAAAACGGAGUAUGUGAUUAGAAUGUUCAAAGAGAAAUGGGUCAGGGAUUUUGGUUUACCGAAGUCUAUCAUAAGUGACAGGGAUGUCCGAUUCACCAGCGAGUUGUGGAAGGCCGCCGCUGCGGAACAGGGAACACAGUUGCAAAUGACUUCUGGGAAUCGCCCAGAGGCCAAUGGCCAAGCCGAGCAACUGAACCGCGCUGUCCAACACCUGUUGAGGCAUUACAUCAAGCCCAACCAGGUGGACAGGGAUAAGAAGCUUGCUCUCAUCGCCAACAUGUACAACAACGCGAUACACAACGCUACCGGGGUGAGCCCAAACAGCUUAUUACUGACUUUUAAGCCUAGACUACCCUUGGAUUUCCUCCUUCCUGAGAAACAGGUAGCUGCUGCUCCGGGUACCUUAGAAUUUGCUUACCGGUACGAACAGAAGAUGCAGCAGGCUGUAGAACAGAUGCAGAAGGCACAGGCGGCUAUGAUAGAAUUUGAGAACAAACAUCGCAAUGAGUCUUCAUUUCAGGUUGGGGACAGAGUCUGGGUUAAGUCCUCAGAACUAGGACAGGAGCACGGGAUCUCCCGCAAGCUCAUGCCACAAUACUUUGGACCAUGAGAAGUCUUAGAUAUUGUUGAGACUGAUCCGGAUGGACCUUCUUACGUAGUCUGGAUCCUUGGUCAUCU